Neocloeon triangulifer is the source of this 3973-nucleotide messenger RNA. RefSeq names its product lysosomal alpha-glucosidase-like. The record is from RefSeq and is a predicted model, not a curated record. NCBI's taxonomy places the organism in Eukaryota, Metazoa, Arthropoda, Insecta, Ephemeroptera, Baetidae. Gene Ontology annotation, biological process: carbohydrate metabolic process. Gene Ontology annotation, molecular function: carbohydrate binding; alpha-1,4-glucosidase activity. The transcript has 16 exons. The coding region runs from base 230 to 3313 and encodes 1027 amino acids.
GUUAUCGAUUACAAAGCACACUGCACAGCAGCAGAGCAAAAGAAAGAAAAACGCUAAAAGAAAAAGAAGAAGCAGAAGAUUGGUUAGUAAUAAUCGUGCACUUUUACGCAAUUGAGCGAAGAAACUGGGUAAGUCGGAGGGUCUGGCGAAAAAGUCAGUGGAGGCGGUUCAAUGUUUGCUGGGUGAGGAUCAGCAGCAGCAGCAGCAGCACUCGACCCGCGGCGGCAAAAUGCGGGACAGCGUGAAGAACCUUCUGCGGCAGAUCAAGGACCUGCGGGGCGGCGGCCAGGUCAAGCAGAGUGACCAGGUAGAGCUGCCGAGCCAGUCGGAGCCGAUCGCGGCCGCGUCCGACCUCAACAGGGUCGACGACCUUUCGCACGACUUCUUCUCCGAGGACGGCGACGACGAGGUGCUGACGGGCAACUCGAAGCGCUGCCUCAUCGUGGUGGGCUCGCUGUUCGUGUUGUGCUGCCUGGCCCUGCCCACGGCCAUCAUCGCGCACCACAUGCUGGCCGCCGGCCGCACCCUCAACACGGCGGCCAACGGCGACCACUACUACGCCGACUGCAAGUUCUUCGGUGACCUGCGUCUGCAGAACCAGAAGUACCUGCGCAAGAAGCUCGCGCCGCCCUCCAACUACGACGACAUCGAGGAGCCCCUCGCCCUGCCCGUCGAGAAGGAGGUCCCGGUGGCCCUCGGGGCCCCGCCCAGGGCCACUCUCUGCGCAAACACACCCCCGGAGCUCAUGUUCGACUGCUACCCUGAGAGCGGCGCCACCAAGGACAAGUGCGAGGCCAGGGGCUGCUGCUGGGUCCCCAGAAGGCUCGCCAGCCCCCGCGGUGAAAACCACCACAAGAGCCUGGAGGUGCCGUACUGCUUCUUCCCUCGCAACUUCGGCGGCUACAAGUACGUCAACGUGACCGAGGCCCAGUGGGGGCUGACGGCCUACAUGAAGAGGGAAUUUUUCUCUCCAUACCCUGAGGACAUCCCUAUCCUCAGGAUGGACAUCAAAAUGGAGACCAAGGAGAGGCUGCGCAUCAAGAUUUACGAUCCUCACCACAACCGGUUUGAGCCUCCGUACCCAGAAGUGCCAAAGGUCAAGGGCAAAUUCCCCAAGAGAGAUUACGAAGUGGUCAUUGACCCCUCGCACUCGGGCUUCAAGGUCAUCCGAAAGAAAACAAACUGCACAAUUUUUGACACUGCCUCCACCGAGGGUUUCACUUUCGCCAACCAGUUUCUGCAAAUCUCGUCCUUGCUGCCCUCAGACUUUAUCUACGGCCUGGGCGAGCACCGCUCCACCCUCAGACUGUCCACUCACUGGGAGCGCUUCACCCUUUUCACACAUGACUCUGUCCCGCAAGAGAGAACCAAUUUGUACGGGAGCCACCCAUUCUACAUGGUUUUGGAGAAGUCUGGCAAGAGCCACGGAGUUUUCCUCCUCAACAGCAAUGCCAUGGACGUCAUUCUGCAACCAGCGCCGGCAAUCACCUUCAGAGCUAUCGGAGGAAUUUUGGACUUUUACUUUUUCAUGGGUCCGACACCUUCGAAUGUUGUGGCUCAGUACACAGAGGUCAUCGGCCGGCCAUACAUGCCUCCGUACUGGGGCCUCGGCUACCACCAGUGCAGAUUUGGCUACAAGACCCUGGAGAAGACCAAGCAAGUCCUGCAAAGAACCAUUGACGCAGGCAUUCCAAUUGACACUCAGUGGAAUGACUUGGAUUACAUGCAGAGGGGCAACGACUUCACCUGGGACAAUGAACUGUUCGCUCAACUGCCCGAGUUCAUUAAUGACUUGCACAAGGCUGGGCGUCACUACAUUCCUCUGAUUGACGCUGGAAUCGCCUCUGGAGAACCAGCAGGAAGCUACGCCCCGUACGAGAGAGGAAUCGAGUUGGACAUUUUCAUCAAGAACCAGUCAGAUCUGCCCUUUGUUGGCAAGGUUUGGAAUAAGUAUGCAACCGUCUGGCCCGACUUUACCAAUCCGCAGACGGUCAACUACUGGCUAGACGAACUCAAACUCCUGCACAACCAAAUCAAGUUUGACGGGGCUUGGAUUGACAUGAAUGAACCUUCCAACUUCUAUGACGGGCAGAAGGACGGAUGUCCUGACAACCAGUGGGAGAAUCCACCAUACCUGCCAGCUGUCCAGGGAGGAAAGUUGAGCUAUAAAACUGUGUGCAUGUCUGCAGUGCAGCACGCAGGUCUGCACUACGACGUGCACAACCUGUUUGGCUUCACCGAAUCCAUGCUCACCAGCUUCGCCAUGGCUGAGAUCAGGGAGAGGCGACCCUUUGUCAUCUCAAGGUCCACCUUCGCCGGUCAGGGUCACUAUGCCGGCCACUGGAGUGGGGAUGUUUACUCCACCUGGUACGACAUGCGCAAGACUCUUCCCCAGCUUCUGAGCUUCAGCAUGUUUGGUGUUCCGCUGAUGGGCGCUGACAUUUGCGGCUUCAAUGGCAACACGACAGCCGCUCUGUGUCAGCGCUGGGUGCAGCUCGGCGCCUUCUACCCCUUCUCGAGAAACCACAACACCGAUGACGGAAUCGAACAAGACCCAGUGGCCCUGGGACCUGAGGUGGCUGAGUCGGCGCGGAAGGCGCUGCUGGUGCGCUACUCGCUGCUUCCCUACCUGUACGGCCUCUUUUGGCAGGCGCACGUCCGAGGCGCAACAGUCGCCAGACCCCUCUUCUUUGAGUUCCCCUUUGACACGCAGACCUAUGACAUUGACGAGCAGUUCUUGUGGGGCGCGGCCAUCAUGUUCGUCCCAAUUCUAGAUGAAGGCAAGACGUCUGUUUCUGCUUACCUUCCCACGGGCACUUGGUACAACUUCCAUGACCUGCAGCUGCUGCAUUCGGGCAAUGGCGAGUGGCUCCAACUUGCAGCGCCCCUCAGCAUCAUUCCCAUUGUCCUGCGCGGAGGCCACAUCAUCCCCACGCAGGCGGCCAACCUCACCACCAUUGACAGCCGAAAGAAUCCUGUUGAGUUGCUGGUGGUUCCGGACAGUGAGGGUGCCGCCUCUGGAUUCAUGUACUGGGACGACGGCGACUCCCUCAACACUUUCGAGGAGGGCCACUUCAGCCUGGCCAACUUCACCUCAGGGUGGGGAUGGCUGCAGAGCACCCCACAGUGGUGGGGCUACCAGGAGCGUCUGGUCCUCGGCAAGGUCACCUUCGUGGGCGUGGCCUCCAACGUGACCUUGGUCACCCUCAACGGAAAGGCGGCCGAGUUCACCUGCGACUUGGCCAAUAAGCUGCUGAUUGUGGAGGAAAUCAACGUGGCCCUGAGUUCGCCCAUUUCGAUCCACUGGAAGUAGAAUUUUCCGUAACUAACUAAUAUGCUCAGUGUAUUUAAUGGAGGAGCCGUCGAAGGAUGGAUUUGUGCCAUGCUUAGCUUUUAGUUGAUUCUUUUUUAAUCUCGAGAUCUUGCGUGGUAGGUGUAUAUGUAGUUGUUAAGGUCAGGCCCUGGCUGGCAUAAAGUGUAUUCGGAAAACUAGGGACAGCCAAGCGACUUUUCUUGCUAACACUUCUCUGCACGAAAGUGAAACAAGACUGAUUUAUAAAUUUAAGAUUGCACUUUAUGACAGCUGUUCCUGAAACGAGGCUCACUGUUUGUCGACCUAACUGGAAUAUGCAGAUCUUAUUAUGAAAAAAAAAAAUAAACGAAUUUACGAGCUGUUACCUGUUGACUAAGAAAGGAAAAAAUGGAAACGGUUGUAUUCAGAAUAUUCAAGUGAGUCUGCUGGUUGUAAAGUUAAUUGCAGGGAUAUUGUCAAACUUGUUCAAUUAAAGAAAACGCUUUUUACGAAGAAGAAAAAAAAUGUCCAAAAGUGGGCCGGUGCCAUCAUUGAUUUGCAAUCAGAGUACUGCAUUUUUGUGAUUUUAUUAAUUAGCCGUAACGAUUACGAGUAAAUUUAAGUUGCCUGUCGGACUUUUUUAAAUUAAAACAUUGGUCGAUCCCGGAAUAAAUGGAAAAA